AUGGAUACCAACACAUUAGCAUUGUUUGCAACCCUGACCUCAUAUCCUACACCCAACCCAUCAUUAUUUCUCUCAACUUUUGAAUCAUCUAAAAUUCACUAUUUAAUGGACACAUACAAAAAUAUACACACCACCACGACUGAUAAUAAUAAUAAUAAUAAUAAUAAUAAUAAUAAUAAUAAUAAUAAUAAUAAUAAUAAUAAUAAUAAUAAUGGUAAUAAUGAUAUGGGAAUUAUUAUCCAUUCCAUUCGUGAAAUCGUUUAUGUAAACAGCAAGCUUUCUAAAAAAAGAUUACACUAA
Molecule: messenger RNA, 300 nt
Organism: Schistosoma margrebowiei
Lineage: Eukaryota; Metazoa; Platyhelminthes; Trematoda; Strigeidida; Schistosomatidae
Source: the annotation of a GenBank genome assembly